Galleria mellonella (greater wax moth) is the source of this 1390-nucleotide messenger RNA. RefSeq lists its product as uncharacterized. The transcript is spliced from 5 exons. NCBI's taxonomy places the organism in Eukaryota, Metazoa, Arthropoda, Insecta, Lepidoptera, Pyralidae. The record is from RefSeq and is a predicted model, not a curated record. Bases 33 to 905 code for a protein of 290 amino acids.
UCCAUUUUCAAAUCAAUUUAAAUAAGCCGUUUAUGAUGGUUAAAUUAAUAAAAAAUUUAUUAUUGUAUUUAUUUUUCAUUGUGUUUGAAAUUGGAACAAUAGAUUCAGCUAAUAAUAGUGACGUCACACUCCAUGAUAACGGCGAAUUAUUAUCGAGAAGGAAACGAUUUAUUGUAUUCCCAGAAGGCAGUUCUCUGCAAAUAGUAUUCUGCCUCACAUUUCCGAAUAUAAAUGUCAUGGGAGACAUUAUAUUAUGGGGGUACACAGCAGCGUUAGCGUAUGAACUACCUCAAGACCCAUAUUCUCCAUUUAUGCACCAUGCUGAUCCAUUGCAUCGUAGGGUUGACACAAAGGCGAUUUAUUACACGAAUGAAGAGGGAAGAGUUUUAUACAAGAGGCCUUAUAAAAGGAAGUUCAUAGUAAAUCCAGCGUUUGCGAAACGAAGCAUAGACUUUGGCAGUAUGAAAGCGGAGCAAUUCAAAAAAGGAACUCGAGAAAAUUUUAAAAUAAACAGAAAACAGAUGCACGCUAUGAAAAACAAACGUGACUUUUUGAAAAGGGAACACAUGGAAGGCCGGAGCAUUGAAUUUCACAGGAGCAGUCGCGGGGCUUUCUACCAAAAAAUCGAGACUAUGCUACAAGGCCUUGGCAGAAACGGUAAGGAGUGCAUGUUGAAAACGCUAUGUCUUAUUGGACAGAGUGACCACCAUCCCCAGGGAUCGCUGCUACAAGAGAUACUAAGAGCUGUGUUUACAUUUCCAAAAUCGCAUAAUGAGGAUGAGGUAUACAGCGAAUAUGACGCGGCCGUAACUUCAACAGAACCCUGUGAGAAAUUAUAUCCAGAAUGCGAAGAAGCCUCUGAAGAAUUCGACCAACAAACACAUAAAUAUUCGAGUGUUAUUUAAAAAGAGAUAUCUGAAAUAAAUUUUUAAUACAAAUUUCUCGAGAAAUAUAAUAAGAGACAGGAUUUUAUUCUUGAAAAAGUUCUGUUACUUUUCACGAGGGAUUAAUAAUAUAAAUAUUUCUUGCAUUCUUGCGUUUAUAUUACAAAAGUAAGAAGCUCUUCAAAAUAUGAGAUUCUUGAUUCUGUUUUGUUUAUUCGCAAUCUACGGUAACUGUAUUUAUUUCAAAAGAAUUACUACUAUAUAUUAAUAAUUGUGAUAGCGAGCACUUGGUAGUAGGUACUUCGUAUAUAAAUGGAUAUUAUUAGAAAAUACUUUGUACUUUUCCACAAAAAUGUUUUAUUAUAAAUACCUGAUCAGUGUCACCUUUGAGGGCAUCUUCGAAGGAUAACCUAAUAUAAAAAUUAACUUAAAAAAAUGCACUAAACGGUAAAACUGAUUGAUCUUCUGCGAAAGUCCUCGUUAUCACUGCACCAUGAUUCAUUGUG